UGGCAAGAGGAAAGAAGGGGCGGGAACGAAACAACCGAGCAAGAAAACAGUUUCCCCUUAAACGAUCACGCGUAGCAAAAUCCGAGGGACGGGUUUCCGCCGCCGCCGCUCGCCGUGCCGUCACCGGCUGCUUGCUUUCGCGUCGGCCGCCGACGCGAGCCGCCAAACAGUGCCAUGGCGAAGGCUCCGGGCGGUCCCGUUGGGGACCCGCUCCUGGUUUCCACCUUCGCGCUGAGCGGCACCAAGAAAAGGCUUAUGCUCUACGAGAACGGCAUCAGCGUCGCCGACGUCAGCCGCCAUAGCAAGUCCGAGUACGACGAGUUCAUUCCCCUCUCGAGGGUCGUGACCGCCGAGGCCUGGCCCUGCUGUAGCGGGGGCUGCGGCCAGACGCGCGCCAGCGGCGGCGGGCGACUUCCGGUCAGCGUGAGCGCCAGCGCGGCCUGCCUCGUGACGUCGGCGGCCGACGGCGGGGGCUCGGCAGUGGUGGCGACGACGACGACGACCGGCUACGACGGCGGCGGCCGCGUGUCCCUGGGCGACGCCAUGCUGCGGCUCCAUGUGGCCAAGCCCGUGCACCGGCACUCGUGGUGCCUGCAGACCCUCGUGCUGCGGGGCGUCUCGGGCAGGAGCAGCGACCACGCGCUGGUGCACCAGUGGGCUGACGCGGUCCAGGACAGGCUCAGGGGAUCAGACAGGCCACGAAAGCUGCUUGUGUUUGUCAAUCCUUUCGGUGGUCGGAAACGAGCGCCCAUCAUCUACCAGCGCAAGGUGGCGCCCAUAUUCCAAAUGGCUGGCAUCUCUGUGGAAUUAAUCACAACACGGUAUGCGGGUCAUGCUAAGGAAUGCCUUCUCGAAAUGGACCUUUCUCUCUUUGAUGGCGUCGUAUGUGUUGGCGGCGAUGGCAUGGUCAAUGAAAUUGUCAACGGCGUGCUGCUGAGGGCGCAGCGUGACGCUGGGGUUGAUGCGAAUGACCCAUAUUCACGGCUGCAGCCGGGAACAAUAAAAAUUGGUGUGAUCCCUGCUGGCUCCACGGAUGCGCUGGUUUGCACCACGACGGGAGAAAACAGCCCUGUAACAUCGGCACUUCUUAUAGCAAUGGGGGCUGAAAUAGGUGUUGAUGUUGCGAGUAUCCACAGCGGUGAACGCCUGGUGCGUUACUCCUCGGGAUUCCUUUCUUACGGCUUCUUUGGAGACAACAUCAAGGCCAGUGAGAAAUUUCGCUGGAUGGGACCAUUGCGCUAUAACUGGACUGGCUGGCAGACCUUUCUGAAGCACCACGUCUAUGAAGGGGAACUGAAGCUGCUCGUACAGCCAGAGACGACUGAUGCCAAUUACGACCCUGCGGGAACUGACCGAUGUAGAGCAGGAUGCGAAGUAUGCCAUACAGCACCUGGUGACAUCCCACUCCAAGUUCUCAAUACUUCUGACGUCAACGUUGAAAAUAAGCCCUACUGGUUAGGUAUCCAGGGCCACUUCCUGUCCGUGAGCUGUGCUCUCAUGGCCAACCGGUGUGCGCGGAGCACAGCAGGCGUGGCUCCCACAGCACAUCUUGGCAAUGGUCUCAUGGAUGUCGUCCUGGUCUCGCAGUGCUCACGGCGUAAUUUUCUCAGGUUUCUGGUCGCCCUGGCCAAUUCUGAAACGUGUAGCCCCUUCAAGUUUCCCUUUGUGCACUGCUUCCGAACAAGUUGCUUCGAGUUUGUGCCCAAAACGCCGGACUCUAGCGACGACGGCACAGUCAAGCACACUGGCUCUUGGCAGUGUGAUGGGGAACUGCUCCCAGAAACUUCGCUGCUCGUUAGGUCUCAUCGUCAGUUGCUCAAGCUGUACGCACAUGGCAUCGAAGAGCGAGAUGAACACCAAUCAGAUCGCUGCUUCUGCUCCUGCCAGUAACGAGAGAAGAUGGAAGUAGCGUGUUACAACUACGGCAGCUCUCCUACGCCGUUUCUCUGUCUGUGACCCCACUUUUGUGUCUUUCAUUCUGCCUGUUUCCGACAAAGCGCUGUCUCGUUUCAUGGGUCCCUCCUUUGCGUUGCCUCUGUCCGGGUGCUUAUGUAUCCACAUCUGUGUGUUGAAGCCAUUGCUGGGUCCACAUUCACGCAUCAAAACUGUUGGCGCAUGAAUGAACGCCAAAUGGCGACUUGCCAUGUUCCUGUGACCCCAUCCAAGGCGAAAUUUCAAUCCCUGCAACACACCUGCCUAUUUUGCAACAGGGGAGCUGUGCUUUCCCUUGGAACAAGGCACUUUCACUUUGUAGAAAUAUUUUUGGGUAAGAGUGUGUAGGUUCCGUUUUAGAAUUGCCAGUUACCAACUGUUGGGCAGCAAGUCUACGAGACAUCAUUUUGUUUGACUGGAUCACUUCUUUGUGAAGAGCCAUAAUUUGAAUGUUAACUUCUGUUUUAGCUGCUUUUGUUGUAAUGUUAUAGGAACAAUAUAUGGUGGUCAUAAACUGGCCUUAUUGCUUUAGUAACACAGACUUCAUCAUCCUGAUUAGAAUUGAAUAGAUAGAGCCACUUAGCUGUCAAACAGGAGAAAAUAGUUGAAAUUAGGCAUACUAGUGCCCUUGCAUUUUACGGGCAUCAAGCAUAGUCUCCGCAGUUUUAAUGGUAUGUCAGAGACGUACUAUAGUGGUUUAUGACACACGAUGUGUCGCUGUAAUGUGCCCCUGUUGUAGGAGAUGGCAUGUGUUGUGUGAACACUUGACAGAUUGUUUUCUCAAGAGAUCUCCAAGCAACCAGCAUGCUGAAUGUGUGGCUCCUUUUCAUCAAGACAUUCCACAGCGCAUUCUUAUCAGUCGUCGAUGAGAGUGGGACAAAAGAAACACUCAGACAAGAGGUACAAAAUGUGGUUGCUCCGAGCGAUGUCGUGAGGCGUUGAUUUUAGCCCUCGGGCAUAUUGAGCUUGUUCUUGUUACCCCAGACAUCAUUUCCAUAACACUGGCGUGUUAUCACUAGAUUUUUCUUAAAUGACCAUUAUAAACAUGCAGUGUCUUCAAUAGGCAGUGUAUGAGUUUCCUUGAGAUUAUAUGACCAGCAGAAGAUGUUUGGCUUGUUUCUCUAGUUUGUUGCUUAAGUGCAUUGAACGUCAGUUAUGUAGCAAGCUUGCAAAGCACGGAUGAGGGGUUGUUUCCGAUUAGGUAAUUGUGACUAGGUGCAGCCUACAUCUAAGCAAGUACUCAUGUGGAGGUGUGUGGUUUGACCUGUACUCUUUCUGCAGAUAUACUACGUUGCCAUAGACAUUUUCCAGUUAUUAUGGAAAUGAAAGAUGUGUAAUGUUUUUCAUUGUACGGCAGCUUUUUCUUGCUUUGCCUAGUCCCAAUAAAUCAGUCGCACAAAAUUAGUUUUUUUUUUUUUGACUGGGUUACUGAGGUAAUGGUAUGCAAAUGGCACACAGUGGCUUGUAGCCAUCAGAGACUGUGAUAACUAUGCUUUCCUUGACAAGAGAUGCUACAUGUGAUAAUCCUUUUUUUUUGGUGUAUCCACAAGACAGCAUGUUUUCUACAGUAUGCGAUGGUUUGUCAUUACAGGCCACCAGAUCACGUCUUGUGUUGUGUCAGUAUCAGUUGUCACUGUUCUGUAAACGUUUUAAGAAAGGAAUGCAACAUUCACUGUGCCCGAGUAGUUGUUGAGCAGCCACAUCUUGUUGGUGUUAUGAAUGUAGAAAUCGUGAUGUUGCCAUGUUUGCCUUUUUGUACAGACGCGUAUAUUUUGGUUUAUGUUGCUACUGAGCCACUCGCAUGAGAGGCUGGGGCAUAUGCAGUUGCACCUGUGAGAAGAUAUGCAACUGUGCAAUAAAGAUAUACAAAUCCA
Dermacentor silvarum is the source of this 3806-nucleotide messenger RNA. RefSeq names its product ceramide kinase-like. The record is from RefSeq and is a predicted model, not a curated record. The coding region runs from base 175 to 1890 and encodes 571 amino acids. Gene Ontology annotation, molecular function: kinase activity. The transcript has 11 exons. Lineage: Eukaryota; Metazoa; Arthropoda; Arachnida; Ixodida; Ixodidae.